GGAAUCGAAGCUUCGAGCUAUCGCGAUAAGGCCACCCGAAGUCCCCGUUUGUUUUCUAGGGCUUUCGGCGCUCUCUCUCGAUCGUGUGGUUCUCGCCGGAAACCGGUGGCGGUGACGUCGGUGGGCUAGGGUUUCUCUUCGCUGGCAAUCGCGAACCAUGGCAGGAAAGGAAGUGCGAGAGUACACCAACCUCAGCGACCCGAAAGAUCGAAAAUGGGGGAAAGGGAAGGACAAGAUCGACGACGAGGACAUCACGUUCCAACGGAUGGUAGCAAAGAUGCAGGAAGUUGCCGGUGAACGUGGAGGCUACCUUCAUGGGCGAGGCGCUUUGGACAGUGAUGACUUGCUGUAUCUAAAGGAACAGAUGGAAGCUGAGGAAGAUGCUGAGCGUCUUCUACGGUGCACUGAGAAACAAGCUUUUGCUGCAUUUAAGAUAUCCUCGUGUGUUCGAGUUGCAUAUGUUGACAUAUUUUUUGUUCUUGCAUCAUUGUUUUGUUUUUCUUUCGUUCUUUGACUCUCUUAGUACAAAGCUGCAAAUCUGGUGGAUUCAUCACCUGCACCUUUGCCCUUGCUACUUCGGGUUGAACCGAAGCCCAAGACUGGCAUAAGGUGAUGUUGGACUUAUCAUUGGCUUAUGUUAACAUAUUUUUUGUUCUUGUAUCAUUGUUCUGUUUUUCUUUCUUUCUUUGACUCUCUGAGUACAAAGCUGCAAGUCUGGUUGAUUCCUCACCUGCACCUUUGCCCUUGCCGUUGCCGCUUCGGGUUGAACCGAAGCCCAAGAGUGGCAUAAGGCAGCAAGAUCUCUUGAAAAACAUUAUUGGAAUCAAACCUAAACGGCAGAAAGUUUCAAGUCCUAGUUCACUGCAAUCUGAACGACCGACUGUCUCAUCAACUGGAGACGGUGAGGGACAACCGGGGAAGAAUAUCUCUCAUUCAACGCCAUCCAAAACCCAGAAAAAUGCAUGUCUGGCAGCUAAUGUUGCAACGCAGGAGCAGCAGGAGCAGCCGGUGCGAGAAGAUACUUCCAUGAAAACUAAUGGCGACGAGGCCAAUCAAAAACCAGAAUAUACUGUUAAAAGUUUGCUAGGACUGGCUUAUGAAAGUUCUGAUGACGAAUGACCAGAGGAAAAUAUACAACCAUAGCAUCCUCGGGAAUUUUCUCUUCUAUUUUGUUUUCACUACAACUUAGUCGUUGUAGGUCUGUCUUGUUAAUUUUCUAAUGUGAGCAAACCUGUUGGUAGAAGAUACAACUCUUCGGCUAUUUUUACCCAAACCACGUUCCACAAUACAUCAAUGCAAUUAUAUCUGAAGGAGCAAUUUUUAUGCUCCAAACUGGA
Messenger RNA from Musa acuminata AAA Group (dessert banana), 1337 nucleotides. RefSeq lists its product as uncharacterized. Lineage: Eukaryota; Viridiplantae; Streptophyta; Magnoliopsida; Zingiberales; Musaceae. The transcript has 5 exons. The coding region runs from base 158 to 514 and encodes 118 amino acids. The record is from RefSeq and is a predicted model, not a curated record.